This is a messenger RNA of Manihot esculenta (cassava), 849 nucleotides long. RefSeq lists its product as uncharacterized. Bases 99 to 674 code for a protein of 191 amino acids. Gene Ontology annotation, cellular component: plasma membrane. Lineage: Eukaryota; Viridiplantae; Streptophyta; Magnoliopsida; Malpighiales; Euphorbiaceae. The transcript has a single exon. The record is from RefSeq and is a predicted model, not a curated record.
CGCCACCUGCACAACCGAGCACUAGCCUGAAUGGUGACCACAGACCAUUACGCCCACCGCAGAGUUCAAACACCCACCACCACCAUCCUUACUACCCAAUGUCGUCGUCUUCCAAGUCAGCCUCCUUGAAAGGCUGCUGCUGUUGUCUCUUCCUUCUCUUCUCCUUCCUUGCUCUCCUUGUUCUCACUAUCUUUCUUAUCAUUAUUCUCACCGUCAAGCCUAAGAAACCUGAGUUCGAUCUCCAACAAGUCGGGGUCCAGUACAUGGGCAUCCCCGCUUCUAAUCUCAAUUCACUUGACCCGACCAUCGGCACAACCACCAUGACCAUUGGCGCCACCACCGCUUCACUCUCUUUAACUAUCCACAUGCUAUUCACUGCCGUUAAUCCCAACAAGGUAGGGAUCAAGUACAGCGAGUCUAAACUCACUGUCAUGUAUCAUGGGAUUCCUUUGGGGAAGGCUUCGGUUCCUGGGUUUUAUCAGGAGGCUCAUAGCGAGCUGCAGGUGGAAGCCACCAUCUCCGUUGAUCGCUAUAGCUUGAUCCAGGCCAAUGCUGUUGAUUUAAUCAGGGAUGCUUUGCUGAAUGAUAGAGUGGAGCUUCGGAUUCUGGGUGAAGUUGGUGCUAAGAUGCGUGUUGUAGACUUCGACUCACCUGGAGUCCAGGUCAGCCAUUAGCCAUCCUUCUUCUCUUUUCUAUCUUUCAGCAUCAGCUUUUCUUUUUUACUUCUAAGAUUGGCUUUACCUUGCAUUAAAUAUCCAACAUUGCUCAUUUCUAAUUUUGGCUUAUAAUUCCUCUUCCCUAAGUUAAUUUUGGUUCUAGUUUCUGAAAAAUUGGAUAUGGGUUCUUUUC